Messenger RNA from Loxodonta africana (African savanna elephant), 10763 nucleotides. It is a transcript of the gene CAMK1D, whose product is annotated as calcium/calmodulin dependent protein kinase ID. The transcript has 11 exons. Lineage: Eukaryota; Metazoa; Chordata; Mammalia; Proboscidea; Elephantidae. Gene Ontology annotation, molecular function: ATP binding; calcium/calmodulin-dependent protein kinase activity; calmodulin binding. Gene Ontology annotation, cellular component: cytoplasm; intracellular anatomical structure. Bases 2782 to 3867 code for a protein of 361 amino acids. Gene Ontology annotation, biological process: peptidyl-serine phosphorylation. The record is from RefSeq and is a predicted model, not a curated record.
UGUACUCCACCGACUUUUCUUGCUCUCUGAAUUAUCAGAUUCACUAUUCCUCGAGUGGCAGCAUUGUUUAAAAUUGAAAGAGCAUGACUUUGGAAUCAAAUCAGCGUUAGAAUCUCAGUUUACUACCUAAUUAGCAAAUUUUUCACCUCUCUGAACCUCAGUUUUCUCAGCUGUAAAGUGAACAUGAUAAUGUUAACAUUCAAGGUUGUCCGUAGACUUGGAAAAUGGUUAUCAGUUAACCCAAACCACUGCCGUUGAGUCGAUUCCGACUCAUAGUGACCCCAUGGGGUUUCCAAGGCUGUAAAUCUCUACAGAAGUAGACUGCCACAUCUCUCUCCCUUGGAGCCACUGGUGGCUUCGAACUGCUGACCUUUCGGUUAACUGUUAAUCGCUUUAACCACCGCAUCACCAGGACUCCUUUUAUCAAUUGAUAGCAGGCUUUUAGUCAAUAGUAUUGAUGUUGGUGAUGAUGAUUAUCUAGGUUAGGAAAACUUCAACCUUUGCAUAAUAAGUUGCCUUUCUGAGGGAAGGAAUUGGUUCUCUGUGCUCCAAUUCGAUACAUACAAGGAAGCACAGAAUAGCACCUCCUGUUUUGGUCAAGUUCUUGUUUAUGGAACUGUCCAAUGUGCAGUUCAGCGAUCAAAAGGAGUGCAGGGCAGUUCAUCUCAUUCAUGUAGGGAGAUCUAGCCAGUUACAAAGCAAUCACUAAAGUAUAAAGAAAGAGAAGGGGAUUUUCAAGGUAAAAGUACAUAAGUUAUUUUUUUAUAUCGGCCAGUAGCAUACACAGGGGAAACGUUUGCCAUGAAUUUAGUGCAGGGCAAAGCUGUAUCAGUUUGACAAGGAGGACACAUGCCUGUUUCUCUUCAAAAUUAUGUAAAAGAAUACAGAAAAUUGCCUAAAACAUAUUUAAUUGGACUGGGAAGUCUGGUUGUUAAUCAGCUCUGUUCGUUUGACUCAUUUGUUCAAAAUCUUAUGCCUUCUUACUGUCCGCUGCAUUAAGUGCAUACUCUUCGAUCUGAGGGUCAAAAUGUGCACAGUGUGGUCCCCAGCUAUCUUUCCAUCCCAUCAGCCCAUCGAACGUGGGCUUGAAUCCUGGCAUCUCUGGCUCUGAGGUUUCAAGGUGCUGGCGUGGUUGCCCAAUCCUGCACCAUCCUCACAAUUGUUGCUGUGCUUGAGCUCAUUGUUGUAGCCACUGUAUCAAUCCAUCUCAUUCAGGGUCCUACCUCCCCUUACAGGAUGCUUGCAAUUACAGUGAACCUACCUGGAUAAUCCAGGGCAGUUUCCCAUUGCAAAGACCUUAACCUAAUUACAUCUGCAGAAUCCUUUUGGUCACGUAAGGUAACGUAUUUACAGGUUCUUCUGAGGAUUAGGAUAUAGACAUCUUUGCAGGCUAUUGUUCUGCCUACUGGGGGCCUGGUGGCACAACAGUUAAGCCCUUGGCUGCUAAUUGAAAGGUUGGUGGUUCAAACCCACCCAGUGGCUCUGCAGAAGAAGGACCUUGUGAUCUGUUUCUGUAAAGAAACCUUAUGGAUAAGUUUUACUCUGUCACGUGGGGUUGCUUUGAGUUGAAUUUGACUCAGUGGUGCCGGUAAUGGAUUGAAUUGCAUCCCCAAAAAUGUGCGUUAACUUGGCUAGGGCAUGAUUCCUAGUACUGUGUGGUUGUCCAUUUUGUGAUCUGAUGUAAUUAUCCUAUGUGUUAUAAAUUCUAACCUCUGUGAUGUUAAUGAGGCAGGAUUAGAGACCGUUAUGUUACUGAGGCAGGACACAAUCUGUAUUUUGAGUCAAUCUCUUUUGAGAUACAAAACAGAGAAUAGAGCAGAAGGGAGAAGGGACCUCCUACCACCAAGAAAGAAUACCUGGGAGUAGAGUGUGUCCUUUGGACCCAGGGUUCCUGUGCUGAGAAACUCCUAAACCCAGGGGAAGAUUGAUGACAGGGAUCUUCCUCCAGAGCCAACGGAGAGAGAAAACCUUCCCCUGGAGCUGGUGUCCUGAAUUCAUACUUCAAGCCUUCUAGACUGUGAGAGAAUAAAUUUCUGUUUGUUAAAGCCAUCCGUUCGUGGUAUUCCUGUUAUAGCAGCACUAGAUAGCUAAGACAACACAUAAUGACAACAAGUUUCUGUCUACUAACAAGUGUCUACCGUGUUGUUGUGGGUAUAAGCGAGAUAUUAUAUAUAAAGUUCUUAGCCUUGUGCUUUGCCCAGUGAAUUAUCCCUGUCUUCCCUACACUCCUCUCACAUGUGUACCAUCUGCCUUAUUCAGACAGGGCCACUGGCCUGCAACAUGUUCUACUUGUUGCCUUGCCCUUCUUCACUUUCCUCUGUCUUCCCUUUCACUUUCGUCUGUUGAAACAUAUUUAUCCCUCAAGGGCCAUUUCAAGUUCCCCCUUUUCCAUGAAUGAAUUCCCUAGUGUUAUUUAUGAAUGAUCUCUGUGAAGAAAAGUUUUUCUUUAAAAAGUUCUUGAAUUUCUUCACCUUCGAAGAUGUCUGAGGUAAUUGUGAAGCAAGUUUAGAGGGCUGAACAACCAGUUCAUUCCAGCCUUAUUUAGAUGAGUUUUCCAUACAACACAAAGGGUAAACUGGGCUACAUAACAGGAUUGUUAUUAAGAUCUCAUCAGUGAGGUAUAGGUAGUCAAUCCAACUAAAAUAUCUAGUGCUGUUGUUUAUUGCCAUUCAGCCGACUCCAACUUGUGGCGACCCCAUGCACAACAGAACAAAACGUAGCCUGAUCCUGUGCCAUCUUCAUGAUCGUUGAUGCACCUGAGUCCAUUGUUGCAGUGACUGUAUGUUGAGUGCCUUCCAACCUAGUGGUGCAUUUUCUGAGGUGGUUUUAGCUGAAGAGAAGGCAACUGGGAAACUCUUUGCUGUCAAGUGCAUCCCUAAGAAGGCGCUGAAAGGCAAAGAAAGCAGCAUAGAGAAUGAGAUCGCUGUGCUGAGGAAGAUUAAGCAUGAAAACAUCGUUGCCCUGGAAGAUAUUUAUGAAAGCCCAAAUCACUUGUACUUGGUCAUGCAGCUUGUAUCUGGUGGAGAGCUGUUUGAUCGGAUAGUGGAGAAGGGAUUUUACACAGAGAAAGAUGCCAGUACCCUGAUCCGCCAGGUCUUGGAUGCUGUGUACUAUCUCCACAGGAUGGGCAUCGUCCACAGGGAUCUCAAGCCGGAAAAUCUACUGUACUACAGUCAAGACGAGGAGUCGAAGAUAAUGAUCAGUGACUUUGGAUUGUCAAAAAUGGAGGGCAAAGGCGAUGUGAUGUCCACAGCCUGUGGAACCCCAGGCUAUGUUGCUCCUGAGGUCCUCGCCCAGAAACCUUACAGCAAAGCUGUUGACUGCUGGUCCAUCGGGGUGAUUGCCUACAUCUUGCUCUGUGGCUACCCUCCUUUUUAUGACGAAAAUGACUCCAAACUCUUUGAACAGAUACUCAAGGCAGAAUAUGAGUUUGACUCCCCCUACUGGGACGACAUCUCUGACUCUGCUAAAGACUUCAUUCGGAAUUUGAUGGAGAAAGAUCCAAAUAAAAGAUACACGUGUGAGCAGGCAGCCCGGCACCCGUGGAUCGCUGGUGACACAGCCCUCAACAAAAACAUCCACGAGUCUGUCAGCGCCCAGAUCCGGAAGAACUUUGCAAAAAGCAAAUGGAGACAAGCAUUCAAUGCCACGGCCGUUGUGAGACAUAUGAGAAGACUACAUCUUGGCAGCAGCCUGGACAGUUCAAAUGCAAGUGUUUCGAGCAGCCUCAGCUUGGCCAGCCAAAAAGAUUGCCUGGCAUCCUCCGCCCUCUGUAGUUUCAUUUCCUCCUCGGGGGUCUCAGGAGUUGGAGCUGAACGAAGACCGAGGCCCACCACUGUGACGACGGUGCAUACUGGCAGGAAGUGACUAGCUCUGGAGGCAGGGCCCGGGGGCGGGGCCUCAGAUGGGCCCAAAGAGUGGGGCCUGGGGGUGGAGCCUCGGGAGGGGCCUGGGAAGGGGUGCCCCCACGGCCUCCAGUGCCAAGAGCCCCUCCAGAGCAAUCUCACCUUGCAUGGUGCACCUUCCUGCACAGGACUGGAAGACAGAAGUUUUUUUAUGGCCAUAUUUUAUACUGCAAUUCUGAAGUGUUCAUUUCUCACAAACUGUACUGACUCAAGGGGAGCUGAUUUAAUAGGAUCUGGUGCUGUACAUAUGAAUCUUGCAAAGCUCUAACUGAAUGGACCUUCUUAUUCCUCACCCCAACUCCCUGUCGUUUCCACUCUUCUCAGUGUAGGUAACCGUCUAUGUUGUAUUUUUUCAUUAAUGAGGAAAAGGUUUCAACUGGAUUAUUUAAUAUUGGUAAAUACUGUGCUUUAGGUUUUUUUUUUCUUUUAAGAAGUGUGUCCUUUCUAGUUAUAUGACCUCUAUCUUUUGUUCAUCAAUAAGUAGAGAUUUAUGUUAACCCUUUAAAAGAACUUCUUCCCCCUCUGAGGAGAAUUUCAAGGUAUUUUUAAAAAUUCUAAUAAGAGGAUCCAGCAUCUGUCUCCAAGGCUAAGAGUGCACUUUACUUCUUUUCCUUCUCUUUUCCUCCCCUUUCUUGGGAGGAUCAGCUAAAAUGACAACUCAGCAGUUCUAUAGGGCUGUCUUCUCCAUGAAGUCUUUGCGGGGGAACCUGCAGAAAACCCGUCCUAGCAGCUCCUCCGAAAAACUCCAGGCCAACCAGAGACCCUAGCAACUCAUCAGUGGUCAGAAAUAAACGUGCUCCCUGGGGCUAAACUUUGCGGGCUGACCUUGCUGUGAACGAGGUGCCCCACAAAGCGAAGAUGCCAGAGCCUCCUUUACAAAAGGAAUGAUUUGCCCUUUUGUUUAAAGGGAAAUUCCCACACCCAGCGCUCACCUCUCACAAGGAGUAACACAGCUGAAAGCAGUCUUAAAAUUAACCUCUCUCUCUCUUUUUAAUGGAAUUCUAAACUAAUACUUAGAAUAAUCUCCAACUCACACAAGUUUUUUCUCCAAAUGUUUGCCAUAUUCUUAGUAUGAAUGCUAUCCAAGGGAGAGGGAGAGGACCAACUUUGGAAGAGAAUCCAUUUGUCUGGGGUGCUAAGGGAAGGUGACCUGCCAAGCAAACAGGACGUUGGCCACCUCAGAGAUGGUCAGAGAGCACCUUAGCCAGGCCCAGCUGGGCUUGAAGGCAGCUUUGCGAGCAGCGGAAUCUGAAAGCCUAAGACCUGUGGUGGAAGGGUGUCCAGCCAUCCCAGUUUGCCUGGGACUGAAGGAUUUACUGGGACACUGGACUUUCCUAAAACAAGGAAAGUCCCAGGUGAAUCAGGCCAGUUCAUGGAUAGCAGGCAGAGUGGGCACAGCGUGAAACCCAAGGCAAAACCACUUUUCAAGGAGGCAUCAAGGAUGAGCUCUUGUCUGGCCGAGCAGGUGGCUCCAGCCAACCAGCUUGGCAAAAGCCCUCCCUGGCCUCACACCCGUCUAGCACCCAAUUACAGCCCUUACUUCUGUUCAGUGUGAGUGUGAAGUCUGCACAGUCAGCCUUGAGCUUGCCAAGGAUCCCGGGAGCUCUGCCUGUGCUGCAAUGAUGAUCCUGGGCUGACUUCCCUGGCUGUUGUCCCUGUGCCCUUCUCCUACAGGUGGACAGACUGAUCAGGUCCUGCUGGUCAAACCAUCUUUGUCACUUCUACACCUUUGCAUGUGUCCAGGCCAAAAUGUUUCUGUUAUGCUCACUCCCUACCACCCCUCCACAUACACACACAGAUAGUGUUAUUUGGUUCAGAGCCUAGAAUGUGUUUGAUGGCAGUACUAGUAUAUAUGAGCACAGCUGGAAAGAUGGGCAGCUGGUCCACCACUGUCCCCACAUGUGUUAGGGGCAUGCGGCCACUUGGCAGGAAUCCUGCUUGGAGUCUGCCACACAUGCAUACAAAGGGAAGAGCAAGCCAUUACUCCGAAAUGUGUAAAAGGCCUGGGAAAGUUGAUUUAAUAACAACAGACCCAAUUAAUAAGCAAGCAUCACCAAAGUUGGGUAUGCCUCAACCCCUCACCUUCAGAAGGACAAUGACAUGAAUACUGUAAACAAUAUUAGAGAAAUAUUUGAGAAAACUGCAGAAUCUCUUCAGGAGGUUUCUGAACAUGUCUCUUAUUAACAAGUGUAAUGGAAAAUUCAACUUCAUAGAGAUAAGAAAAAAAGUUGGUAGAAUGUUGUAAGGGGACCUGAAUUUGCUACCUGUCAUGUGCUGGAAUAGUCAUGGGCUGUUUGUGCUGUGUGCUGUACACAGCCAUUUGCGUUUAAAAAGCAAGAUUUGAAGCCAUAUUCUAUUACUGGUGAUAAAAAUAUUUUCUGGAGCCAGUAUACGUGGUGCGUGGAAUAUGCAGUUUGAAAGGAUGACUAACCUGAAAAGUGCAGAGUAGCUGAGAUGUACCCUGUUGCAGGUGGCCUCUUUGCUGCUUGGAGUCAGUCCUUGGCCAUGCUCUGGCUCCACCUAGCACACAUCAGGUCUCAGUAACGCAGUACCAGGAGGUGGAGACUGGCUUCAGGCCAACAGUAGACUCUGCUGGGCAUGACAUCAGGGCAGGCCUAGGCUUCCUCUUAGGUUAUUUCCUAUCGUUUUAGGAAGAGGAGAAAAUAAAUACCACACAGAAGAGCUUUUGCUCUUGAGGGAGCCCCAGUGGUAAAAGGAUAAAGAGGUUCUCUUCCAACUGUGCUUGGUGUAGUUCAUGUCUUAUUACAAAACAGGAGGAGAACCCAGAAUAUACCUCUUAAGACCUGGCAAAUGAGAUGGCAUAGCCCUAGGACCCUUACUGAUGUCAAAUUCAGCAGGUAUUAGCAGAGCAUUUAAUAUGUGCAACCAGGCUAGAUGUGCCUUGAAGCCAGCAUGUUGGUGAAGCUCAGGGUGGACACAUCACAGGUCUUUUUAACCCCAAACCCCAAACUGGAUAUCUUCACGUUUUCAAAGCAAAGGAACUUUUUUUCCCUCCUCACUUGAAUACUAAAUUUUGAAAUUUGUGUCCUGGGGUGGUCUUUCCCUCACCUGCCUGUCUCUCUGGCUUUGCUUCCCUGAUCUUCAUCUCGUAAAUGAGGCAAUAAGAGGAGCUUAUAUUUGUCUGAAACAGUGAGUCCACACCCUACUCUGGCCUCUGGCACCUUUGGAAAUAUUGCUGCUACCUUUGCCAAGGUACUGCUGGGGUCUUGGCUGCCACAGAUCCCCAUCCUCACAUGGGGGUCUGGAGCAUCGGGUUGGGUGGAGCAAAGUCAGUUGGAGCUGAGAAGGGUAGAACAUGCGAAAGAGAUGUGCACACACACAAAAAAGUUACUGUCAGUCAGUUCUGACUCAUGGCAAUCCCAUGCGUGUCAGAGUAGAAUAGUGCUCCAUAGGAUUUUCAAUGGCUGGUUUUUCAGAAGUGAAUCACCAGGCCCUCUUCUGAGUUGCCUCUGGGUGGACUCGAAUCUCCAACCUUUUGGUUAACAGCCGAAUACAUUUUGUACUGCCUAGGGAUGUGCACAUACGAAAAUCCCUUGAGAAAAGAGGAGGCUGCCCAGCCGGAUAGAUGGUGACCCCACGGUUGCUUGUGGCUUUUGCAGUGAGUGGUGGUUGACGUCCACACCCUCUUACUGUCCCUGACUGCAUAGAACAGAAAGGAUAACCUUUUUUUAAGAAAAGAAUUACACAGAAACGAUGCCCCUCCGCCAAAAAAAAAAAAAAAAAAAACAGGCGUGGUUUAAUGUUCUUGACCUUGGCAGUGAUUCUGGUCAUUUGUAAAGCCUCACCACAAGGACAGGCCACAGCCUCAAACUGACAUAGGAGAACCUUUGAGAGGGUCCCAAGUAGUUUUUACAGCUUUGUGUGCAAGGAACCCAGCAGUCCAGCUUAGGGCAAAAGAAGACGCCCUUGGCUAAAUAAGCAAAGCUUUGGCUUUUUUUUUUUUUUUUUGGCUUUAGAAAACAUUAACGGUUUGAUAAAAGGGUUUUGAUGUAUUGAACCCCAGAUUCAGUUUACCUACUUAGCAUUAAUCCACCCUGUCUGUCUGCCUUGGUAUUCAGCUUUUCCUGGAUGGAUUGUGGAUGGUAAAGGGAGCGUCUCCUUUAGAACAAAGGCCAAGAACACCAGGGACACAGGGAAGGGAGCCCAGAUGUUCCCCUCCUGAAAGGCAUUGACCCUCUUUCUCGUGGAGUGACAGCCUAGUCUGAUCAACCCACUGGGGUUGGAUGUUUAUGAGCAAUUUUCAACAGGAAGACCAUACCCCAGUGGGGGUAGAUUCAGUAUUUGAUGGCUUUGGGCACCAUAGACUCUUGUUCACCCAGAACCUUGGCCAGUAUUGAUUCUUCACAUUGGGGAAGCCACACUGGAAACAUUUCUCCAGGGCAGAAGGCAGGAGAGCUGGCUAACGCACGUCAGAUUUAGCCAGCAACAUUCCCUGCUUCAUAUAACUUCUGCAAGCGUGCCACAGGGAUUCCUUUGAGUCUGUGAACAGAAGGCAAGGGCAGGUAAAGGGCAGCUCCUCCAGUUUCCAUCAACAGAAUUCAGAUGUCCUCUUUCCCAGGUUUGCAAAAUCACUUCUGGCAAAUGAAAUGAUAGAUCCUCUGGUUCCACCAACGCACGAAACCUUUGCAUGUUACUAACCAGUACAACUUUCGCUUUGUCUACUCACACUUUGCAAAGUUUGCCUUUUCCUUAAACACAUUCCAGACCAAACACUGUUCAGUUUGUUUCCAAAAAAACAAUGUAUAUACCUGUACGUAAUUCACCACUCUUUUACGGGGUACUUGGUCCUGGGUUGGGGCUGAAAGUAUAGCAGGCAUUUGCAAAAAGUGUUCCAACCCUUCGAUAUUCAGAAUGGAAACUGUUGAGAUAGAAAUGCUGAAUUGGGAAAAUAGAUUCCUAAAGAAAAAAAGUUGAUUUCCAAAGACUCCAUGAAAAUCGGUACGCAGAUGAGUUAGCUGGAAAAACUCGACUGUGGGCAGCAGGCAUCUCUGAGGAGAGGAGAGAGAGGAAGGUACAGGCCCACACCCCGUUCACUUGGUACCUCCAUUGUGAUCCAGCUCAUCGUGGUCUGCAGCUCGUGUCUACACAGGCACUUCUCAGCCUGCGCAGGACCCCAAGCCUGCUGCGAGGUCUGCCCUGCGUGCUGGCGAAGGCCGGGCCUGCUCCCUCCUUCUAGCAGCAGCCCAUGCGCCCUGAGCACAGGAGUCUGCCCUUCUGGACCUUCUGCCGCCUGUGUCCUGAGCAGCCCCGCUUGUGGCUUUGGGGGGCUCUGCUUCUUCAAACGCAAAGGCCGUCCAUUUGGAUGCUCAACACUCAGCAUGUGGCUGCCAAGUCUGGUUUUGUGGACAAAGCAAACCGUGGAAUGGCUUCGGUUUCUGUAUCUUUCUACACCAAAGGGACAAACUGUCACGUUCACCCUUUGUACUAAUGCCGCUUCUGCAUUCACCAUGUACAUUUUUAACCUUUUUGUCUCUAGGGAACUUCAAAUAAGGUUCUGAUAUCUUCUGAUUAUUUACCAUGUCAUUUUACUUACAGGUGAUUUUAUUUUCUUAUGGACAGGAAAAACAGAAAAGGAGAGGAGUGUUUGAGGCUUUAGUCAUAGAGUUAAGGCAUCACCAGGACUCUGUAGCCCCAAACACCAGGGGCAUAGCGAGGGAGAGAGAGGGGGCACUUGCCCCCAGGUGCAAGUCCAAGAGGUGCCAGACAGGCACAGAAUGACAUUCCGAGGCACCACAGAUAUAAAAGGCGCCUGAAUGAGGCAGCCAGACAAGAGGGGGAUGUCAUUUUUUCUAUGUCUAUUCAUCUUGAGGAAACCCUGUUGGCAUAGUGGUUAAGAGCUAUGGCUGCUAACAAAAAGGUCAGCAGUUCAAAUCCACCAGGCGCUCCUUGGAAACUCUAUGGGACCAGUUCCACUCUGUCCUAUAGGGUUGCUAUGAGUCGGAAUCGACUCAAUGGCAACGAGUUUGGUUUGGGUUUUUUUUUUUUUAAUUCAUCUUGAAAUUGCGGGGGGAGGGACUAAACUUUAGAGUUUGCCCUGGGUGCUCGUUACCCUCAGUAUGCCCCUGCCAAACACUAAAUUGCUUCUCAAAGGAAAAUACAUGGACAGACUAAGAUACCUGGCCUCCUGGUAGCCCCACACUUGGGGGAGCAGGACCCUGGGGAAGGGCUGGCAGCCAGACUUGGGGAGAGAGCUAAAGAAGGGACAAGAAUGUCAACUGGAACAUUCACCCUGCAGCCCCAGGACUGAAGCCUGUGCUCUCUCUUCCACGGGCUCUUGGGCUUUUUAGAAGAGGUGCAAGAUGCCAUCCAAAUGGCAGCAAAAGUGAUGCCACAUUGCAGCAGCCUCAUUGUUUUGGAAGAUGGGGCGGCAAGUUUCAGGGAACAUUUUAGUCCCAAGUUCAGGUUAGAAGACAUGAAAGGUACAUUCUGUCCAGAGUCAAAAUUGGAACAAUUUCUAAAUUGGCUUUAGUCACUACACAUAAAGAAAUUGUCCCUCUCUCUGCUCCCCCAACAGUGAGCAUGUUUUCCAAAAGCUUACAACACUGAACUCAAGAAUACCCCGUGUCUAUUAUUACCAGGCUUGCGAUUGGUUCAAUUGUUUCCGUAAAAACGUGCUUGUCUAAAAGAAGGGAAACUGCAUUUAUUCCAUGCAUGUAAUAAACUCUGCAAGAAGUUCAACCCAAAUAGGUUUGUGACACUGCAAAAUUGUUAAUGGGUCUAUUUAGCAAAUGAUUCUCUGCCUUGACAAUCAUUUACACAUAUCAAGAUUUCUAUCAUAAUGGUAACGAGAUUGAUGACUUAUUGUUUUCCUCCAAUAAAGACAAUUAAUCACCUUCA